This is a messenger RNA of Penicillium daleae, 1449 nucleotides long. Its product is annotated as phosphatidylinositol N-acetylglucosaminyltransferase subunit A/GPI3. The transcript has 4 exons. Gene Ontology annotation, molecular function: phosphatidylinositol N-acetylglucosaminyltransferase activity. Gene Ontology annotation, cellular component: glycosylphosphatidylinositol-N-acetylglucosaminyltransferase (GPI-GnT) complex. Lineage: Eukaryota; Fungi; Ascomycota; Eurotiomycetes; Eurotiales; Aspergillaceae. Bases 1 to 1449 code for a protein of 482 amino acids. The record is from RefSeq and is a predicted model, not a curated record. Gene Ontology annotation, biological process: GPI anchor biosynthetic process.
AUGGUCAGUGACUUCUUUUUCCCCCAAUCGGGGGGAAUUGAAAGUCACAUCUACCAGUUGUCAUCUAAACUCAUCGACCGCGGACACAAAGUCAUAAUCAUCACGCAUGCGUACAAAGGUCGAACAGGAGUCCGCUACCUCACCAAUGGCUUGAAAAUCUAUCACGUUCCCUUCUUUGUGAUCUACCGCGAAACCACCUUCCCUACCGUCUUCUCAUUCUUUCCAAUAUUCCGCAAUAUCGUGAUUCGUGAGCAGAUUGAGAUUGUGCAUGGCCAUGCCAGUCUUAGUAGCUUUUGUGGAGAAGCUAUUCUCCAUGCGCGAACAAUGGGACUGCGGACCGUCUUUACCGACCACUCUCUUUUUGGAUUCGCCGAUGCCGCUUCCAUCCUGACCAACAAGCUCCUCAAAUUCACAUUGAGUGAUGUGGACCAUGCGAUCUGUGUCAGCCAUACUUGUAAGGAGAACACUGUUCUUCGAGCUUCACUGGACCCCUUGAUGGUAUCUGUUAUCCCCAAUGCUGUCGUGGCAGAGAACUUCCGUCCGCUCUCAUACAAUUCUCGUGGAUUGGAUCAGGUGCCAACAUCCCCUGCUGAACAACGACCGCCCCCUACAUCAAUUGGACCUGAUGAUACAAUUACGAUUGUCGUCAUUUCCCGACUUUUCUACAACAAGGGCACUGAUCUCCUGGUUGCCGCCAUCCCACGAAUCUUGGCUUUGAAUCCAAACACCCGCUUCAUUAUCGCUGGCUCCGGACCAAAGGCCAUUGACCUUGAACAAAUGCUGGAACGCAAUGUCCUUCAAGAUAAGGUCGAGAUGCUUGGCUCGGUACGGCACGAAGAGGUGCGAGAUGUCAUGGUACGCGGCCAUAUCUACCUGCAUCCUAGUUUGACAGAAGCCUUCGGUACUGUCAUCGUGGAAGCUGCUAGUUGCGGUUUGUACGUCGUUUGUACCCGAGUCGGUGGCAUUCCCGAAGUCUUGCCACAACAUAUGACCACAUUUGCGAAGCCAGAGGAAGAUGAUCUUGUCGUUGCGACCAACAAGGCAAUUGCCGCCUUACGCUCGAAUAAGGUCCGAACGGAUCGCUUCCACGACCAAGUGAAGAUGAUGUAUUCAUGGCGGGACGUGGCCGAGCGCACUGAAAGAGUCUACCAAGGCAUCACAGGUGAUAUCAGCCCCGAGGAAUUCUACGGCUACUAUCCUGGUCAAGGCUGGGAGGCUAGCGGGGAUCGCGUGCGCAGUUUCGCGCUCAUCGACCGCCUGAAACGGUACUACGGCUGUGGUGUCUGGGCUGGCAAGCUCUUCUGUCUCUGUGUUGUCAUUGACUUCUUGAUCUAUGUCUUCCUCGAGAUGUGGUUUCCACGAGCAAAUAUCGACAUUGCUCGAAGCUGGCCGAAAAAGCCGCCAGCAGGGAAGACCCGGGCGUCCACCGCUGCUCGCAAUAGCCGAUGA